AUGUUUAAAAAUUUAAAAGAAAAAUUAGCAAAUCAAGUUACUAAAACAAAUCAAACUCUGUUACCGGGCAUUUCAUCAUCAGAUUCAGCGUCUAUAGCAAGAGAUUCUGAUACUCGAACGUCUUCCAUUACUAGUCGAGAUGAAAAUUCUGAAAACAAUCGUUCUCGAUUAGAUUCAGCUUCAAGUGAUAUCAGUCAAUUCAGUAUUGGUCAGAGUCCUAACGCUAGUAUAACUUAUGUAUCACCACAACGUAUUCAUAUGCUACCAUCAGAUAUUGAAUCUGAAUAUGGUGGUGAUGGUGGUGAUGAAAGUGAUCAUGAAAGCAAUACUAAAAUGAUAAAAAUGCAAAAAUUACUUUCUAUUUAUAAGAAUAAAUUUAAUCAAUUAAAAAAUGCUUAUGAUGAAGUUGAACGAGAAAAAGAACAUAUUAAAAAUAUUUUACAAAAGCAUCAAGAUACAUCAAUAAAACGACUUUCAGAAUUACGAGAACAGAUUAAACUUGAUCGACAAGCUAAAGAACAACUUGAAUGUUUGCAUCAAAAAGAAAUAAGAAAACGAGAAAAUAGAAUUGAAGAACUUACAUUAAAACUUACUGCACAACAAGAUCUCAUUCAAUUACCUAAUGAAACAGAUCAUGAAGAAAUGCAAACACUUCGUGAAAAGAAUUCCAAACUUGAAGCGUUACUUAAUCAACGUAACGAUGUUAUAAAAACUCAUCAAGACAAACAAGUUGAAUUAGUAAAACAAUGUGAUGAUCUUUUUCAAAAAUUAAAUGAAAAACAAUCUGUCAUUGAUUCUAUGAUGAAAGAUCGUCAUCCAGACGGAAUAUCAGCAACAUCAAUGGAAGUUCAAGAACAUUUCGAUUCAGAUAUAAGUGUUUUAUUACAAGAUAAACAACGCUUACAAGAAAAAUUAGAAUCAUCAAAUCUUUGUGUUCGACAACUUGAACAUGAACUUGAUACAAUAAAACAAAAAAUUAAAAUCGAUGAAGAUAUUAAACAAAAAUAUGAUAAUUUAUUAAUUAAAUUUAAUGAAAAAUCAGAUUAUAUUGAACAAUUAAUUAAUGAUAAAACAAGACUUGAAAUAACAAAUGAAGAAUUUCAAAAACAAAUUCAAACAUUUCAACAAGAUAUAAAUCAAUAUGCAGAUGUUAAUCUUAUUUUAUCAAAUCAAAAAAUGAAUAUUUCAGACUUAACUGAAGAAUUAGAUCAUUUACGAGAAAAAAUAAAAGAUAUUGAAAAUAUUCUUCCAUCUAAUGAAUCAACAGAUUUAUUUGAAAGGAUUCAACAGCUAAUUAAUGAUCGUCAAACUGUUUCUCAAGAAAUUUAUUACGAACAAUAUUUGAAAACUAAUGAUCAUCUUAAAAAUGAAUAUGAAAAUCAAAUUAAUCAAUUACAACAAACAAAACAACAAGUUUUAGAUGACGAAGUUAAUCAACUUAGAACUUCUCUCACAAAAUUACAACAAGAAUAUGAUGAAUCUUUUAUUAAUUGUGCUCAAUUAAAACAAACACUUGAAAAUCAACGGCAAGAACAUUUAGAGCAAACUGCAACACUUAUCAAUGAAAAACAAAAUGAAUUUGAUAUCAAUAUCCAACAAUUACGAGAAGAAAAUAAUCAUCUUAAAUCUCAAAUUCACGAAAUUGAAACAUUAAAAAAUUCAUCAUUUCAAACUAUACAAGAUGAACAUCGAAAAUCUAUUGAAAAUCUAAACGCACAAAUUGAUCAACAACAAAUAGAAAUCAAUCAACUAAAACUACAAUUAAAUCAAUACGAAAAUGAAUCUAAACAAAAAACUAUUCAUAUUGAACAACUAGAAAAUGAUUUCGAAAAUCUCAAAUCAACACAAAAUGAAUUAACUAAAUUACAAGAAGAAUUUAAUCUUAUAACCAAACAAUUACAAGAUAAUAUACAACAACUUGAAGAAAAACAAAAUGAAAUCAUACAACUUAAUUCUACUAUGAAUGAUAUCAAAGCAAUAAACGCAACCAUCAUCCAAGAAAGUGAACAGAUUAAAAAACAAUUUGAAGAUACACAAAAUGAAGUUAAUCAACUGACUACUACUAUAAACCAACGACAAGAAACUAAUCUAACAUUAAAUAGUAAAUGUGAACAAUAUGAGAAAUUAAUUGAAGAUAAACAAAAUGAAAUUGAUCGUCUUACUCUGAUUACAGAUCAAAUGAAAGAAAAAAAUUCUAAAACAACUGAAGACUUUGAACAAAUCAGAAAACAAUUCGACGAUAAACAAAAUGAAGUCAAUCGUCUUAUGACUGUUAUCAAUGAAAUAAAAGCAAUCAAUAUCGAACUGAAUAAUAAAUAUAAACAUAUUGAAAACGAACUUCAUGAAAAACAAAAUGAAAUUAAUAAUCUUCAAUCUACAACUAAUGAAUUAAAACAAACUAAUACAACAACUAAUAAAGACUAUGAACAAAUUCAAAGUCAACUUAAUGAAAAAGAAAAUAAAAUUACUCGUCUUAGUACAAUCAUUGAUGAAUUCAAGGCUAGAUAUAAAUUAAACAUAGAACAACAUACACAAAUUAAAAAAGAAUUUGAAGAUAAACAAAAUGAAGUUCUUCAUUUAACGAAUCUUAUUGAUGAAAUGAAAGCAACGAAUGUCAAAACUAAUGCACAAUUCGACAAUGAACUUAAAGAUAAAGAAAAUACAAUUACUCAACUUACAACAACUAUUAAUCAAUUACAAGAAACUAAUCUUACAUUAAAUGAUAAAUGUCAACAAUAUGAAAAACUUCUUGAAGAUAAACAAAAUCAAAUUGAUCAUUUCACUAGCAUUACUGAUGAAAUGAAAGAGAAAAAUUCAACAAUAACCGAAGACUUUGAACAAGUUAAAAAAGAGUUUGAAGAUAAACAAAAUGAAAUUAAUCAUCUUACAACUGUUAUCAGUGAAAUGAAAGUAACGAGUGUCGAACUCAAUAAACAAUUUGAUAAUGAUCUUAAAGAUAAAGAAAAUAUAAUUAAUCAAUUUACAACAACUAUUAAUCAAUUGGAAGAAACUAAUCUUACAUUAAAUAAUAAAUGUCAACAAUAUGAAAAACUCUUUGAAGAUAAACAAAAUGAAUUUAAUCAGUUAACUAUAUUAAAUGAUGAAAUAAAAACUAAACAUUCAAUAAUUAUGGACGAAUAUAAAGAAGUUAACAAGCAACUUGACGACAAACAGAUUACAAUUACUCAACUUACAACAACUAUUAAUCAAUUACAAGAAGCUAAUUUAACGCUAAAUAAUAAAUGUCAACAAUAUGAAAAACUCCUUGAAGAUAAACAAAAUCAAAUUGAUCAUUCCACUAGAAUUACUGAUGAAAUGAAAGAGAAAAAUUCAACAAUAACCGAAGACUUUGAGCAAGUUAAAAAAGAGUUUGAAGAUAAACAAAAUGAAAUUAAUCAUCUUACAACUGUUAUCAAUGAAAUGAAAGUAACGAGUGUCGAACUCAAUAACCAAUUUGAUAAUGAUCUUAAAGAUAAAGAAAAUACAAUUAAUCAAUUUAGAACAACUAUUAAUCAAUUACAAGAAACUAAUCUUACAUUAAAUAAUAAAUGUCAACAAUAUGCAAAACUUCUUGAAGAUAAACAAAAUGAAUUUAAUCAGUUAACUAUAUUAAAUGAUGAAAUAAAAACUAAAAAUUCAAUAAUUAUGGACGAAUAUAAAGAAAUUAACAAGCAACUUGACGACAAACAGAUUACUAUUACUCAACUUACAACAACUAUUAAUGAAUUACAAGAAGCUAAUUUAACGCUAAAUAAUAAAUGUCAACAAUAUGAAAAACUCCUUGAAGAUAAACAAAAUCAAAUUAAUCAUUUCACUAGAAUUACUGAUGAAAUGAAAGAGAAAAAUUCAAAAGUAACUGAAGACUUUGAACAAGUUAAAAAACAGCUUGAAGAUAAACAAAAUGAAGUUAUUCGUCUUACGACUGUGGUCGAUGAAAUAAAAGCAGCAAAUGUCGAACUCAAAAAACAGAUUGAAAAUGAGCUCGAGAAUAAACAUCAUGAAAUUGUUAAACUCAAUGCGACAAUUAAUGAAACAAAUACAAAAACCAAUGAAGAACAACAGCUAAUUAAAAAUCUGCUUCAUGAUAAACAAAAUGAAAUUAAUCAACUAAAUACUACUAUAAAUCAACUACAAGAAUCUAAUCUGAUGUCAAAUAAUAAAUGUGAACAAUUUGAAAAACUAAUUGAAGAUAAACAAAAUCAAAUUGAUCAUUUCACUAGCAUUACUAAUGAAAUAAAAGAAAACAAUUCAAAAAUAAAUGAAAAUCUUGAACAAAGUAAAAAACAGCUUGAAGAUAAACAAAAUGAAAUUAAUCAUCUUACAACUGUUAUCAAUGAAAUGAAAGUAACGAAUGUCGAACUCAAUAAACAAUUCGAUAAUGACCUUAAAGAUAAAGAAAAUACAAUUAAUCAAUUUACAACAACUAUUAAUCAAUUGCAAGAAACUAAUCUUACAUUAAAUAAUAAAUGUCAACAAUAUGAAAAACUCUUUGAAGAUAAACAAAAUGAAUUUAAUCAGUUAACUAUAUUAAAUGAUGAAAUAAAAACUAAAAAUUCAACACUUAUUAACGAACAUGAACAAGUUCAAGGGCAACUUAAAGAAAGUGAAAACAAAAUAAUUGGACUUAAACAAACAAUAGAUAAUAUGAAUAUAAACUAUUCAAAAAUCAUCAACGAACAUGAACAAGUUAACAAACAACUCGAAGAAAAGCAAAAAGAAAUUGUUCAACUUACUGCUAUUAUAAGCCAAUUAAAAGAAACUAAUCUAACAAUUGAUGAGAAAUAUGAACAUAUAAAAAAAGAACUUGACGAAAAACAAAAUGAAAUCAUUCAACUAAAAAAUAAUCUUGAUGAAAUUAAAAGAACAAAUGUAACAAUGUCGGAUCAAUGUGAAGAAUUAAAACAAACUAUUGAAGCAUUCGAAGAAUCACAAAUUACUGAUCGACAAUUACUAGAACAGACAAAAAUAGAGAUCGAAACGCUCAAACAAAAUCUUGUCGAUGAACAAUCCAAUUGCAAUUCUUUAAAACAGGCACAACAAUCAUGUAUCGAACGAUUAACGAUAGAGCAUCAACAAAUACUUGAAAAUUUAAAAUCUGAAUAUCUUUCAAGGAUUCAUGAAAAAAGUGAAGAAAUUGAUUCUCAUCAAGAUACGAUUGAAAAUUUACGAAAAGAACUUCAUGAAUAUGAAAAAAAAUUUUUACAACAAAAUUCUGAACUUGAUCAUUUACUUGAUGAACAAAAUCAUCAAUCACAAAUAAUAAUACGUUUGAAAAAUAUACUCGGUGUUAAUACAACUAAUCAUGAUGAACUUCUUGAACAUUUUGUACAUAAAAUGGAACAAUAUCAAUUAUUAAUAACUGAAUCUGAACGUUUAAAUAAUGAUUUAAUUAAACAAAAAUCUGAACAAAUAAAUAUUCAUAAUGAAUUACAACAAUUAGAACAACAAUAUGAUGAUAUUAAAGAUGAAUUAAAUAAAACAAAACAAGAAUUAAUAACCAAUAAAAAUAAAUAUGAAAAUCAACUAAAUCAAGUAAAUGAAUCCUAUGAACAAUUACAAAAAAAUAAACAUUCAGUUGAUAUUCAACUUGAAAAUAUUCAACGUCAAUUUAUUGAUAAAACUAAACAAUAUGAACAACUUGAAAUAAAAUUAAAUAAGUCAUUAAUUGAAAAAGAUGAACAAAUAUCUCAGUGUCAAGAAAAUUUUAAUCAACAAGAAAUUCUUAAUAAUGAACUUCGUCGUGAAUUAAAUGACUUAAAUGAUGAAUUAAAAUCUAAAACAAAUGAAAUUUCUUCAUUACAAACAAAUCUUAAUAAAAUUCAACAAACAUUACAAACAAAAAUUAAUGAUAUUGAACAACUUUCCCAAGAAAGAAUUUCUUUAACAGAAAAUAAUAAUCAAAAAGAACAACUUUUAUUCGAACAAAAACAAUUAACUGAAGUACAUACAGCAUUAGAAGAAAAAUUUAAUAACCUUUUAUCAGAAAAAGCUGGAUUAGAAAAUCAAUUAGAUACAAUUAGAGUACAAAUGCAAACAACAGAAACAACUAUGAAUAAAAGAAAACAAGAAAAUUUGAAUAAACUUGAACAAGCUGAAAAGAAAAUUAAAGAACUUCAGACUGAAGGGGAUUCUGUUCGAUCAGAAAUCGAAACAUUACGUAAUCAAAUUGAUUCAUUAAGAAAUACUAAUGAAGAAAAUAUUCGUCGUAUAACUGAAUUCGAUUCUCAAAAAUUAGUUUUGGAACAAGAAUAUAUUGAAAAAGAUCAACAAUUAACAGAACGUGAGGAAAAAAUUCAAGAACUUCAACUAACUCUUAAACAAACUCAAGAAAGUGGAACAAAAUUACGUAAAGCAUUACAUAAAAUGAAAGAAACUAUAACUAAUAAUGAACAAACACAUAAUCAAGAAUUAGAAAUUCGUUUACGUAUACUUACUGAAGAAUAUGAACAGAAAUUAAAAGAACAAGAAGCAGAAUAUAGUGCAAAAUUAAAAUCUAUUACUAAAGAAAUAAACUCACAAAUGGAAGAAAAAGAAAAACAAUUCAAUCUACAACUUCAAGAAUUAAUUGAUAAAAGUUAUCAAAAUGAAAAUAAUAUAAAACAAAAAAUUAUCGAAGCUGAACAACGAGCAUCAAUCACUGAAGAACAAUUAAAAGAAAAACAAACAGAAACUUAUCGUAUUCAUGAACUUGAAAAUCAAAUACAUGAUCUUCAAACAAUGCUAGAAAGUUUAAACAAUAGAGAAAACAUUCCCAUUCAAACAAGUGAUCAUGCUGCUCAAACCAAUAUCGAAGAUUCAAAAUCAAAUGCUUCUCAAACGAAUGCAAAUAAUACUUUGCAUUCAUGUAUAGUCGAACCAACUGAAAUUGAUUAUUUAAAACAGAUUGUUUUUGCUUAUAUGACAGGAACUGAUCGAAUGACUAUGGUGAAAGUCAUUUGUGCACUUCUUCGUUAUACUGAUGAUGAAAAAUCAUUAAUCAUUGAUCAUGAAAAAAAAAGUCAGAAUCGUUGGUUAAAUUCAUCAAGAUAA
This is a messenger RNA of Rotaria sp. Silwood1, 7029 nucleotides long. The record is from the annotation of a GenBank genome assembly. Lineage: Eukaryota; Metazoa; Rotifera; Eurotatoria; Philodinida; Philodinidae.